Molecule: messenger RNA, 747 nt
Organism: Helobdella robusta
Lineage: Eukaryota; Metazoa; Annelida; Clitellata; Rhynchobdellida; Glossiphoniidae
Exons: 2
Coding region: 1-747 (248 amino acids)
Source: RefSeq, a predicted model, not a curated record
AUGUUUCAAGAAAAAUUUGAAAUUAUUAAAACUGAAAAAAGAUUCAUAGUACCUAUGGAAGAAGCAAAAAGUUUUCCUCAGGGAUUGCCACCAUACAUUCCAUUUGUAUUGCCUGAAAAGUAUGACGAUGAUGUUGGGCACAGAGAGGGCGAGGUCGGAGUUUUGAAAGUGAGGGUAAACGAGGAUGACGUCAUUUUGAUGCAGUUUCAGUUGGAGAAGUAUCAAUGCGCGUUCCAACUGCUGCAUAACGAGGAUGGAAGAUCUUUAGCGAAUUUGUUGAUAAAAGCAUUCUUGAGGCAAUUAUUAAGUAGUAAAUUGUUGGAGCUGUUUGCAAAUUCGUCAGAAAGUUUCAUCGAAUGGAAAUUGAAAGAUUUAAAUGUCCUGCACAACAAGCUGGUCAACGAAUUGAACGAUAGAGAGUGGCCAAAUGAAUAUGAAAUAGAAAAUGAUGGAAGGUUCGGACAGCCAAAUGCAGAUCAAACUUUAACAUCGUGGAAUGAAGAUGGAGCUUUGUCAUCAUCGUCACGCAAAAAUGUAACGAUGAUAUCACUGUAUGAAGAUUACAUGCAGUUUUACAGACAAUCCAUAAUGACUGACAAGGAAUACUACUUCCGGAAUAAGAAAUAUCACAUUAACAGAAAUGACAACAAGAAAGAUGGCAGCAAGCAUGUUGGUGGAAACAUUAAUGAUGUUACGAUCGAUGAAAGAGAUGAUGGUUUUGAUUCUGCGAUGGGUCGACAAGAAUGA